CUGCUGACCUCAUGCUUUACUGACCUGCUGACCUCCUAACCUUUGUGAACCGUGCUCCUUCCCCUCCAAUACUUAAUCUGACCCUGACACUGUCCUUGACCCCUUCUUCUCCUGACCAACGCUUUCCCCAUCCUACCCCCUAUUUCCUCCCUAUUCCCAUCCUUAAUUACCACCCUAUCCCCUCCCCACCCCUCCCUACCCCUCCCACCCUUCCCUCCCCUGCCCCCCAACCAUCUUCACCUCCUCCCUGGGGCCACAGUGCCCCUUUAAAGGACAAGAACAUGAUGGUGCAAAGGCUACUCUUCUGGCUCCUCGUGUUCCCAUAUCCCAGUUCCCCAAACCCAACUCUUGUCCUUUCCUUGCCUGACCAUUUCUGUGUUGGCCCUGAUGUGAUUGAAGUUCUGUGGAAGCUUCUCAUUAUGACUGCCUGCUUGGGAGCCUGUGCCUUUCUCAUUUACCUGUGGAGAACCAUCCUCGCUGUAAAGCCUCGACAAUAUGAAGUUACUUUAGACCAAAUAAAGAUGAAUAUUGUUGAGCUGAAAAAGGAAAACAAGUAUCUUGGCACAAACAUAGCCAGUUGGGAGGAGAAGAUCAGGGAAGCAAAGAAAGCUCAAAGGAAGAGAGCACAUAAGGUUUCCCUUGCGGAAAUAAAUGAAUGCAAAGAGAACAUCAAAAACUUGGAAAUCAUCAAUAAAAAUUUGAAGGACACCCUUCAUCUUAAACAGGCUCUCUCAGAGGUUGUGAUAGCCAGAGAUAUCCAGACCAUGGAUGUGGUCCAAGAUGAAUUGGAUGAUGAAGUGCCGAGAGCCUUGAGUUGCGAAAACCAAGAACUGAAAGAGAAGGAAAAGUUCCUGGAAGACCGCUAUAGUGCCCUGAGUUCUCAGAAAAUAGCUAAAGAAGCAGAAUUGAACCUGCUAAUGAAGAAAGUGGAUAUGAUGGUGGAGUUCACGGAACAACAAAAACGGACUGCAGAAGAGAAGUUAGAAGAGACCAUUAAAGAUCUGAAUGAAACCAGGAAUGAGCUGUCAGCUGCUGAGGAUAAUCUGAAGGCGACUAAAGAAGAAAUGGAGAAGUAUCGACAACAAGUGGAAGACAUGCAACAUGAGCUUUCAGAGGCGGAGUUCACCUUCCAAGGCCAGAUCGCAGUGCAGGAGAGGAAUGCUGUGGCUAACUGGAUGAGGGCUCGGGAUUGGGAGAGGAGGAUAGUGCAGCAGAGCAGGGAGAACGCCUACCUGAGACACAGACUGCACAUGAUGGAAGGGGAGAUGCUGCCUGUGGGACCCACGUGGCGCGGACCGAUGCCGGGAAGGCCUGAGUUCCAGAAGCCUCUGUGGCAAGCACCUAGACCGGUUCCCAGGAUGAACAGCCGCACCGGCCCUCAAAAGGGCCCAGAGAUGCCUACGGUCGGUACAGGUGUGAGAGUGAUUCCUCCUUGCCCAGGGCCCCUCCGUAUGCCCUACCACGUGGGGCAGAAUAUACCAGGCUUUCCUCCUCCUCCUCCCCCUCCACACUGGGGGACCUGGGGGCCUCAGCCCCACCUCGUUCCUCCACCCCUCGGGCUUCCUUUCCACUCAGAAGCCUGUGCAGCUCCACGGGACAAUAGCAGCGCUGUGCCCAAGAAGGCCCCAGAGGAAAACCAAGCUAAUCAUUUUCUAAUUUGAAGACUUCCUUGACCUCCAACAACCAGGCUCCAAUGAGUUUUUAUUUAGUAAAAAUAUGAAUGCUUUCUGCCUGGUGGUCUGAGUGCUUUCCCUGCCCAUCCUCUCCCCUGUGCUUCGUCUCUCCUGGUAUCCCCCCAAUAAACCGUUCACGGUUCUGU
Messenger RNA from Mustela erminea (ermine), 1819 nucleotides. RefSeq names its product transport and Golgi organization protein 1 homolog. The record is from RefSeq and is a predicted model, not a curated record. The transcript has 17 exons. Gene Ontology annotation, biological process: protein secretion; vesicle cargo loading; endoplasmic reticulum to Golgi vesicle-mediated transport. Bases 282 to 1661 code for a protein of 459 amino acids. Gene Ontology annotation, cellular component: endoplasmic reticulum exit site; endoplasmic reticulum membrane. Lineage: Eukaryota; Metazoa; Chordata; Mammalia; Carnivora; Mustelidae.